Dictyostelium purpureum is the source of this 3081-nucleotide messenger RNA. RefSeq lists its product as uncharacterized. Gene Ontology annotation, cellular component: cytoplasm. Gene Ontology annotation, biological process: small GTPase-mediated signal transduction. NCBI's taxonomy places the organism in Eukaryota, Evosea, Eumycetozoa, Dictyosteliales, Dictyosteliaceae. The coding region runs from base 1 to 3081 and encodes 1026 amino acids. The transcript has 5 exons. Gene Ontology annotation, molecular function: GTPase activator activity. The record is from RefSeq and is a predicted model, not a curated record.
AUGGAUCACAGAAGAAGUAUUGAUUUUACCAAUGAUUUCAUUGUUAAAUCAACAGAGCAACAACAACAAAGAAGGUUAGCAAAUUUUACAAUUAGAAAAUGGAAUAGUGAAGCAAAUAUAGAGGAUUUUGAUGGUUCAGUUCCACCAAAAAGUUCAAUUGUUAAUUUAUUAAACAAAUUUUUAAAAACUAGACCAUCCAAAGAGGAUUUGGUUGCCAAUAAAAUUUUAGGAAAUGAAUAUAAGCCAAUACCAUUAAGAUAUAGUUUAAUUGAUAUACUAUGUAGCUAUUUAGAAAAAAAUGCAUUGGAAGCAGAAGGUAUUUUUAGAGUUUCAGGUUCAAAUCAACAAAUUAGAUUGUUUUGGCAAACCUUUACUUCGGAUAACAUUGAUUUUCCACAAAAUAUUCAUACAACAGCAGGUGCAUUAAAGUUAUAUAUUAGAGAACAAAAUGAACCUUUGGUUCCACACGAAUUCUUUUCGAAUUUUAUAACACUUUUGGGUGAUAAUGGAGUAUCUUCAAAUUCAAUGAUUCAAUUAAUGACAAAAGUAACACCAGAAAAUUUAAAAAUUAUCAAAAGAGUUUUAAGGGUUUUAAUUAUUAUGGCAAGACAUUCUCAAAUUAAUAAAAUGGAUGCAAAUAAUAUGGGUAUUGUUUUUGGACCAAAUAUUUUCAAAUCAAGGUCUGAUUCACCAAAUAUUUUUUCAGAAGCAAAAUAUUCAAAUGAAAGUGUAUCAUAUUUAAUUUCUCAUUAUUUAGAAAUAUUUCCAGAUUUAGAAGUCCCAAUUUUAGGUACUGAAACAAAUAAUGAAGAUGGAGCCAUCCAAACAUCACAUGGAGUUGACCAUUCUGCAGCUGCCAGUAGUAGUAAUGAUAAUUUAAAUAAUAAUAAUAAUGUUGCGUUAUCACCAAGUUCAAAGGGUAUUUCAGUAAAUAGCACAACCGGUUCAUCAACAUCACCAAUAAUGAACUCAAAUUCAACUUCAUCACCAUCUUUAUUAAAUAACAAUGCCAAUUAUCCAAUUCAAGGUCAAAAUAACCCAUCACCAUUUUCCUUAUCAAAUAAUAUUGGUGGUAGUGUAUCAUCAACUAAUUUAAUGGGUGGUGUUUCAUCGAAUAAGGGUUCACCAUCAUCAUCAAUUUCAAACUCUUCAUCAUCAUCAAAAAACAAUUUAGUACCAAUACAUCCAUCCUUAUUAGAUACUAACCAAAUGGUAGAUAAAGUUGAAAGUAACCCAUUAUCAAAAAUGAAGAAACUAGACUUUAUUAGUGGUAAUUUAGUUUCAUAUGGUAAAUCUGGCAACAGUAACAAUUCAACCAACUCCAGCUCAACAAUAGCCAAUAGUUCAAAUUUAUUAAGUUCAAGUGGUAAAGUUAAGAAAUCAAGUACAAAUCUAAUGAAUGGUCACCCAUCUUCAUCACAAUUACAAUCAACAGGCGAAGUAACUUUAACACCAGUUUACAUUUUAAUUACCUCUCAAAAUGUUUAUUCUCUAUAUUGGGAUGGUGAUACUCAUAAACUCUCAUUCUUUUUAGUACCAAAGCCAAAGGUUAUUGAUCAUAUUGUCAGAUCAUUCGAACGUGGUAGAGCCAUUGCAAAACUAUCAAAUAAAUCUUUAGCUUCACUUCAAUCUAGAAAGUUCCCACUUUUAGAAGGUGCUAAUGGCUCAAGUAGCUUUAGUAAAUUACCAGAGUCCAGACCUGUAUUCGAAUCAUUAGCUCAAAAUGGUUUCACAGAACUUGAUGUUUGGGAAGGUACUGUCGAUCUUUUAGAGGUGGUAAAGAAAUUUCAUCAUAUUUUAAUUCCAACCGAACCAAAAGCAGUUGUCGAAUUCCUUUUACCAGCUAUUCCCGAGUUUAAAGGUAUCUAUAGAAAAUCUUACAAGCUAGAUAUAAAGACAACAGUGUAUAAAAUUAUUUGUCUCAUUUGUGAAAAGGCCAAAUUAGAACCAUCAAAAUUCCUUUUAAGAACAUUAAAAGGACGUACCUUAUUUGAUAAUCUUUGCUUGGGUGAUUAUGGUUUAGGUACAUUGUUUACAAGUUGGCAACUUCGUCUAAUUGCAUUAGAAUCACCAGAAUCUACAGGUAAUUUUGUCGUUGAAUUCUUAAUGCCAAAUACACCAGAGUUCAAGGGUAUGCAAAAGAAAGCUAUCAAGGUCGAUGCCUAUCAACCAUUAAAGAGAAUUAUGAAAGGUCUUUGUGAUAAAUUAAAGAUACCAAAUCAUCACUACUAUCAUAUCAUUGGUCCCGAGGGUGAAGUAUUAGGCGAUAACGAUGUAUUAUCAAGUAUUGGUCUUGGCAUUAAAUAUAAAACAUGUAAAAUGCAAUUGGCUAAAAAGGUUUUCCCUAUUGGUAGAAACCCAGAAAUCGAUACACCAAUGGUUAAAUCAUUAGUAGAUGACAUUGUGACCACAUCUUGGAAUAAAAUUAAAGAAAGACAUAACGAAAGAAUUCGUAUCUAUUGUAAGCAAAUGUUAGAUUAUAUUGUAGAUCAAGUAUUUGUAGAGAUAACCAAAGCUGAAUUGGUACCAAAAAGAGUUGCAAUGUUAGGUAAAAACUCACGUUAUGAUUUUUAUUCAACUCUGGAAUCAAAGGAAGAGGAAGAUAUGAUUCUCUUGGACAUUCAAGGUUACAAAGAAAAAGUAUUCCAAUGUAGAAAUAUAGUACCAGUCGAACUAGAAAACUCACCAAACUAUCCUUUAUAUCGUCCAAAAUUACCAUCAUUUAAAGGUGGCAUGGGUGGUGGUGGUAUUACAUCAUUAAGAGAUAUCAAAGUUAAUAGUGCCAAAAAUAAUUUCUUAAAUGAAUUAAAAGAUAAUAAUAAACAUCAACAACAACAACAGCAACAAAAUGGAACCGAACAUACCAUUAAACCAUCUCAAAAGAUUAAAUAUCAACCACCAAUUGUAAAUAAUCCAAACUCAAUUGUACAAUUAUUAUCGCUAAAACCAGGAACAUCAAAAUUGGUUGAACAAUUAAAAAAUAGAAUGUCAGUUACAUCCAAAAAAAUUAAUAUUUUUGAUGUUGAAGAUUUAGUUCCAAAAAAUUAUGAUUCUCCACAAAGUAGAAGAAAAAAGUUAUAA